AUGGCUACCUUGUUGCAAGAUGAUUCCAACCUUCCAGUUUAUCGAGUGAUCUCAAAGACCUUUAUCAGUGCUCCCGAUUACCAAAAGAUGUCAAAGGCGCAGUCUUUCCAGAACUACCGCAGUUCCAUUUCGGCUCAUACCCCCCAGAAGCUCCUGCAAAAAAGGGAGUCAGGGGCAGCAGGACCGGCAGAAAGAGUGGUGAUUCAAAGACGGGGCCGCAGAGCACCUGGUGCCACAGCCAAGAAGCUUGCGGCGGCUAUGAAGCUCAAGCAAUCUCGCGAGGAAGCCACCACCAAACUGGAAGUGGACCGAUUGGUCCAAAAGAACGUCCUUAGUGCCAACAAUGCAAGUGUUUGGAUAAAUCCAGCCUUUCCUACUGCCCUCAAAGCCCAGAGCGAAGCGAGCAGGAGGCAUCUUGUCAUUGCAGCGUCAGAGUGGCACGAUACUCCAACUGCUACUGGCAAUGUGAGCAAAGCAAAGCCAGAAGAAAUCUUAGUGCAAGUAGAUAUAUCUUUGAAGGCAACUACAAUGGACCUGAGCAUUGCGUACACAAGCACUCACUCCACUUCAGGAGAUAUGCCAGACAAGCAGGCUGAAUGGUCAGUAUGCAAUGCCAGCUCCCAUGACAAACAACUGCGUGCGUCGCUCAUGGGACUUGACUCCCGCUUCUGAAAACAACGAGCAACAGUGGCAACCGAGACAAUGAAUGUGCCUUCACUAAACCACGAGGUCCACACGGGGGUUCUAUCGAUGUGUUGCUUGCUGAAAGGACAUGGCACCAUGGAUGUGUCCACAAGGAUAGAGCCAAGUUUGAGGAGCCAAGAGUCUAUACCCUCAAAUAUGCACAAUGAUGCUUAACAAACAUAGGUGCUCAGGUUAACAAAUGAAAAAGCAUGUGGCGGAGUCCCAUGAUCAAC
Messenger RNA from Seminavis robusta, 917 nucleotides. The record is from the annotation of a GenBank genome assembly. NCBI's taxonomy places the organism in Eukaryota, Bacillariophyta, Bacillariophyceae, Naviculales, Naviculaceae.